GAAUGAUCCUGUUUUGCGAAUACCAUUCUUACAAAUUCCUCUCGUUGGACAGUAACCAUUGAAUUCAUCGUAUAAGUCAAAUAUUUCGGCCAGACCAUGGCUACCACAUUUGAUUCAUCUCAGGCUUUGGCCGGCCUUCCGCCGCCACACGUCCUCGAAGAGGGCGGGUACACGCCAACGAUUGAGGACGCCCUGGUCAAGGAAGAAGCCUUGGAGGUUAUCAAACGAACAUUUGAAGGCAACCUCAAGGCUAACGUUAACCUUGUCCGGGUUUCCAACCCCAUGUUUGUCACCAAACGCUCUGGUUUUAACGACAAUCUCAACGGUACCGAGCGUCCUGCAACAUUUGCUCCACGAGAUUUCCAAGAUAUCAAGUUGGAAGUGCCAUUCUCACUGGCGAAGUGGAAGCGCUGGGCCCUGCAUUAUUACAACAUCCCCUCGGGCAAAGGCGUUGUUACUGAUUUCCGCGGCCUACGUUGUGACGACGACGUGGAUUUUACCCACUCACUUUACGUGGACCAGUUUGACUGGGAAAAACGCAUUGACGAAAGCGAUCGCAAUGUCACGUACCUCGUAGAAACGGUUAAACAAAUUUACAAGGCUGUCUACGACACGGAACAGGUGGUUGCGGAAAAGUACGGUGUCAAGGCGAUUCUCCCCAAGGACAUUGUGUUCGCCAAUACCGACGACAUGAUUAAGAAGUAUCCCGAUGUUUCGCCCAAGGAACGUGAAAAUUUGCUCUGCAAAGAGCACGGUGCCGUCUUUCUCAUCGGCAUCGGUGGCGCGAAGGAGGACGGAACGCUGCGUCACGACGGACGCGCUCCAGACUACGACGACUGGACUACCCAACGCGAGGAUGGUGGAUUUGGUCUCAACGGGGACUUGCUCGUCUGGAAUCCCAUCCUUGAAAUGAGUUUUGAAUUGAGCAGUAUGGGUAUCCGUGUUAAUCCGGAAAUCAUGGAGAAACAACUCUAUCUCUGUGGUGUACCAGAACGCAAGGAAUAUGUUUGGCACCGUAUGUUAUUGGACGGAACCUUGCCGCAGUCGAUUGGUGGAGGUGUCGGACAAUCGCGUUUGUGUCAAUUUAUGCUUCGGUGUGCUCACAUUGGCGAAGUCCAGCACGGAUGGUAUGACCCGGACGAAGUCGUGGUUCUGCGAGAAAAGGGCAUUAAACUGCUCGGACUCGGCGAGUUUGACGAAGAUCCCAUGGCGAAUUCAUUGCAUAAGGCCAAGAAUGCCAUUUAGUAAUGGAGAAAGGUAGCGAAAAGGAAAGAUUGUGGAUCGGGAGUGGUCUCUUGUUUGUCGGGAGCGUACAUGGGAGAGCCGAUUCUACAACGUUUUGUAUCCGACGACAGAGAAAGAUCAAUGAUGAUGAGUGAAUAUUACGUGUUAUCUGUCGUGGUCUCGAAAGAUUGAAUAUGCAUGGAGAAAGAAGGGCAAUAAAUUUAUCAAUAAGCCGUCUACUUUUGGAAU
Messenger RNA from Phaeodactylum tricornutum CCAP 1055/1, 1473 nucleotides. RefSeq lists its product with no specific name. The record is from RefSeq and is a predicted model, not a curated record. The transcript has 2 exons. Lineage: Eukaryota; Bacillariophyta; Bacillariophyceae; Surirellales; Neidiaceae. Bases 97 to 1245 code for a protein of 382 amino acids. Gene Ontology annotation, molecular function: aspartate-ammonia ligase activity. Gene Ontology annotation, cellular component: cytoplasm; cytosol.